AUGACUACCCUAUUGGGAGAUGCUAUCUUUAACAUAGAAGAGGAAGAAUACUGGGAGGCCCACCAACAUGCAUUGAAAAAUCCAUAUGAAGCAAGAACAGAUGAUGAGAAUGAUGAAGGGGGAGAAGCCCUUAGUAAUGAUGAAGGUAGCGACAGUGAAGAUGAUAAUAGUGGUGACAACAAUAGUGAUGAUAGUGAAGACAGUGAUGGUGGAGACAAUAGCAGUGAUGACAGUGAUAGUGAAGGAAGUAAUAGUGAAGACUAUGAUAGCCAAGAUAGCGGUAAUGAUAGUGGUGAACCCCCUAGUGAUAGAAAGGACGAAGAUGCAGGAGCCUUCUAUGAGGAAAAUUUUGAUGAUGUGGACUAUAAUAAUGAAGACAUAGAAGAUGAUGCAAAAGGUGUAGAUGGAGACUAUAAUGAAUCCCCUUAUAGGCAACUUUUGGAUUGGAGUUGCAUUAUAGAUGCCAGCUCAAAAUCAGGCCCCUGA
Messenger RNA from Quercus robur (English oak), 486 nucleotides. RefSeq lists its product as uncharacterized. The transcript has a single exon. Bases 1 to 486 code for a protein of 161 amino acids. Lineage: Eukaryota; Viridiplantae; Streptophyta; Magnoliopsida; Fagales; Fagaceae. The record is from RefSeq and is a predicted model, not a curated record.